Messenger RNA from Trematomus bernacchii (emerald rockcod), 2121 nucleotides. RefSeq names its product actin related protein 10 (gene actr10). Bases 113 to 1366 code for a protein of 417 amino acids. The transcript is spliced from 13 exons. The record is from RefSeq and is a predicted model, not a curated record. Gene Ontology annotation, biological process: retrograde axonal transport of mitochondrion. Lineage: Eukaryota; Metazoa; Chordata; Actinopteri; Perciformes; Nototheniidae.
UUAAGACCCAACCCAGCCCAACCGGAAGACAACAGAUUUUUCAUCCUUUUCAUACGAUGCUAAUUUUCGACUGUAACAUCUGAGCACUGACAUUAUUCAUUAAAUUAAUAAAAUGCCCUUAUUUGAUGGUUUGGGAAGCGGAGGAGAGAAGACUGCCAUCGUCAUUGACUUAGGAGCAGCAUACACAAAAUGCGGCUUUGCAGGGGAAACGGGGCCCAGGUUCAUAAUUCCGAGCGAGAUCCGGAAACCAGGACAGCAGCAGGCCAUCAAAGUGGUUCAGUACAACAUCAACACAGAGGAGCUUUAUGUCAUUCUCAAAGAGUUCAUCCAUUUACUGUACUUCAGGCACCUGCUAGUAAACCCUCGCGACAGAAGAGUGGUCAUCAUCGAGUCCAUCCUCUGCCCGUCUCACUUCAGGGAGACGCUCACAAAAGUUUUCUUCAAACAGUUUGAGGUGCCCUCUGUGGUGUUUGCUCCAAGUCACCUCAUGGCCGUCAUGACUCUGGGCAUCAACUCUGCUCUGGUGAUGGACUGUGGCCACACGGAGACACUGGUGCUACCUAUUUACGAGUGCACUCCUAUUCUGCCAGCCUGGGAGGCUUUGCCUUUGGGAGGGAAAGCCAUUCAUAAAGAAUUAGAGGGUCUUCUUGUGGAGCAGUGCACUGUGGACACAGACACCACCACUGGGCAGAGUGUUCCAGUUGCUAUUGGGAGCAUCUCAGAGGAGACUGUGGAGGAUAUCAAGGUCAGAACAUGUUUUGUCAGUGACCUGCAGAGAGGCCUGAAGAUCCAGGAAGCCAAAUUUAACCUGGACGGUACAGCCGAACGUCCAGCCCAUCCUCCAGAUGUUGAUUAUCCUCUGGAUGGGGAGAAAAUCUUGCACGUCAAAGGAUCCAUCAGGGACUCUCUGAUGGAGAUCCUGUUUGAACAGGACAAUGAGGAGAAGAGCGUGGCCACUCUGAUACUUGAUGCCCUGGUCAAGUGCCCCAUAGACACGCGUAAGGUGCUCUCGGAGAACCUGGUGGUGAUCGGAGGCACGGCCAUGCUGCCGGGCUUCCUGCACCGUCUGCUGGCGGAGAUACGCCUCCUGGUGGAGAAACCCAAGUACAGCACGGUGCUGGCCAGCAAGAGCCUGCGGAUACACGCUCCACCUGCGAAACCCAACUGCACCGCCUGGCUCGGCGGUGCUAUCUUUGGAGCGCUGCAGGACGUGCUGGGCAGCAGGUCGGUGUCUCGAGACUACUACAACCAGACGGGCCGCAUCCCAGACUGGUGCUGCCUGAGCUCCCCUCCCCCCGAGUCUCUCUACGAAGCGGGGAAGACCCCUCCUCCACUUAUGAAGAGAGCCUUCUCCACAGAGAAGUAGAAUGUGCUGUAACUCUAAUAAUGUACUCUCCUUUACUCCUUUUAUCUUCAAUUUGACAUCUCAACACAAACAGCUCUAGCUUAUUAAAUGUCUAGUAGUUACACAUACUGUUGUGUGAUGAGCUGCUUUCUGACCUGACCAGAAAGAAAACAAGUUGAGAUAUAUGAAAGAAGACACAGUGUUAGAAUAAAAAAAAAACUCCUGUGUUACAAGCAGGCAUGUUUUUGGUUUCAUUUGAAGUCUCAAUGAGCAAGACGCUGAACCUGUCUCCCUCUCAUUCCACUUUGUUCUGGAUUCAGUUGGCAAUUAAACUGAAAAACACGUUUAUCUGUUCAGCAGAAAUGUUUCAGAUGAUUAUGAAACAGAGCUUUAGUCUUUAAAAAAUGAUUGCUGAGAAAAGCGUACGUUCCCAGCAUGAUGUUUGACAAAGUUUGUUUUGACGGUAAUGUUAAAGUUUCCCCCAAAAAGUUUCACUUAUUUAUUAUAUUGAAGUAUAAAGUGGUUGUUGAACUCAAUAAAGGCCCUACACAGGUGUUUUUAGUUAUUCCAGCUAUUAACGGCUUUUCACAAUAAAGAGUUAACACAUGGUAGUGUAGGGUCAAUGUCAUCCACACUGACCUGAAUUAUUGAAAUCAACUGUGGGUGUGUCGAACGUAGUUGUUGUUUACAAGUUUCAAAGCAUUCUCCAAACAACGCCAUUUUGCUCUGUCACCUUUAAAACCAACUAUUACAGCAAAUAAAUAUUCAGAACUCAA